Molecule: messenger RNA, 21481 nt
Organism: Rhopilema esculentum
Lineage: Eukaryota; Metazoa; Cnidaria; Scyphozoa; Rhizostomeae; Rhizostomatidae
Source: RefSeq, a predicted model, not a curated record
CAAAGUUCUCCAAAAUAGGAAAACAGAUUUCUCUCAUGGUGUUUCAAAGAUAAAAGAUUUUGGAACUUUUCUUUCUGAUUUGCGCUCAGAUCAAGGAUUUGAAAAUAUCUUAAGUUUUGCUGUAGAAAUUGUUGGACAACUAACACCAAGAUCUGACAAAAAAGUGAAUUACAAGCAGCUCUACUUUCAGAUUAUUGAUAAUCUUGUCCAGAUGCUAGAGGAUAGAUUUGAAAAUUGUGAAAAUAUUUUAUCUCGGAUCAUGUCAAUCUUAAUUUCUUUUCCCAGUGGAAAGAUAAUUUUCCAAAAGAGAAUUUCCAACUUUUAAAAAGCAGAUAUGGUAGCUUUUAAAUAUUCCUCUGCUGGAUAGCAAGCUGCUUUUUGUCUUCAGGGACAACGAUUUCCAAAAAAAGUUCUUACAUGGAGUUAUUAGAGUAUACGUAUGAUUUUGAAUUGCAUACUUGCUUUCCUGAAGUAAUCUAACUCCUCAAACUGAAUGCAGUGAUUGCAGUAUCCAGUGCCUCAGCUGAAAGAUCAUUCUCAUAUCUAAGGAGGGUUAAAAACCUACCCGAGGAAAAGAAGGGGACAGGAAAGACUGGCAUCUUUGAGCAGAAUAUCUAUACAAAAGGAUGUUUUGAAAAAGUUUGAAAAUUAGAGAAAUUUAUUCAAAAACCUAGAAGGCAUGCAAAACUUGUACAGCUGCACAAUUAUCUUUCUUGUGAUGGAUUAGUGAGGGUCCUUGCCCAAUCAGCUGCAGAAAAUAAUGAAAAGUUUCAGCAGUUCCCUCACUUUAGUGACAAGAAACCUUCAGAAAGAAAGACAGUUUUGUUUUUUUAGACGAGGGUACAACAGUUAGAAGAGUACAUCUACCAGGGACAGUUAAUAACAGCAAACAAAGAGUUUAAGAAGGAAAUUGACAGAAUAACAACAGCAGGAUUGCAGAGAUUCGCCCAAUAUAGCCGAGCUCUUGAGAAAGAAAUCAAUACCAUUGAGCCUGAAGAAAAGAAUAUUAGAUGGUGUCCUACUACCAGCAAUGACAUAUGUAGCAGAAGACACUGACAAAAAAGGCAGAAGGACAAACUUGCAGUUGCCCAACGAAGCAUGGAAAGGGCAAGGUUAAACAUCACACAGUGAAAUAGGUGGAGAAACGAAGAGGUGAGGUCACAGACGAAAGUCACAGACAUCCUGGAAAAGGUAGAAAAGCUUAAAUGGCAAUGGGCAGGAUAUGUCGCACGGAUGGAUCCGGCAAAAAUGGGCAAAGAAGGGCACAGAAGAAACAAGAAGGCCAAAGCGAAGAUGGCGUGAUGAGCUGCACAACAUCGCAGGUAUCACCUGGAUGAGGAAAGCACAAGACAGAAAGUCGUGGAAGAGUUUGUGGAGGCCAUCAGCCUGCAGUGGGCUUAACGGUUGAUGAUGAUGAUGAUGACAACUGUUAUUAUGAGGACGGAAAAACUAUGCUCUUCAGAGGCUGGUGAUGUAAAGCUUCUUGAUUAAACAUCUUAUGACUAUGGGUUAAAUGAACUGUCCUAUAUCCCUAGUGUGGCUAGCACUUCUUCACUUUUUGCAUCAUAGCUUUUCAAGAAGCUUUUUCAAAAGGUUGUUCCCACAUUUAAUGUCAUGUCCCCUCAACCAUACUUUGUUCCUUGGAGGUUUGUUGAGUUCAGAAAGCCUGGCAGCAUACAAUUGUAAAAUGUUGUAGCAGAUCCACAGAAAGUGCUACAUAAUAUAAUUGACAAACUAAAGGAUGAUAGAGAGAGAAUAUUCCAUGCCACAAAAGUUUUAGAAUCUCUUGUUUGAAAUGCAAGCAGCUACUUAAUUACUGGAACUGAUAAGAUUAUAGUUAAUAUCAUAUUAGCUGAAUUUUUUAGAAAGCACGGUUUUUUGCAUAGAUUCAUAAAUUUACUUUUAAAUUCAUGGAUGCUGAUACAAAUGAGAUUCUCGCAUUCAAUUUCUUCAUCAGCCUUCGUCAUUUCGUAGUUGUAUGAGAGAGCGCAACGCAUGCGCCAACCAGUUGCAACAGUUCUUGUGCUAGCUAGACACAUGUUUCGAUUGUCGACUCGUCAACGACAAAAAAUUCCAAAGUUAUCAAGCAGAAGUUCUCUGUCGACUUCAUUGUCCAGUAAAGUUCCAUUUGAAUCUUGCUUGCUCGACUUAUCUGCGCAAAGAUUUUUUUGCUUUAUUUUGCUAUUUAUUUUGCUAUGAAGACAGACAUUCUAUCUCAGGCAAAAUGGCGUCCUCUUACAAUUGGGACGUCACCAUAUAGGAUUCUUGCAAACCCAAAGGCAAAUAAUCUUCUGAUGGUUACAAUUGUAGCUUGUUGGAAAAUUUUGAUUUGCAAUCCUUAUUGAUCAAUAUUCAAGCAAAUGUGGCUCAAAACAGUCAAGUUUUGGCUUUCCUAGUUUCUGAGAGGAAUGGAAGCCCCUUUUCUGAGAUCGAGGGACCUUGAAAGCAAAUAAUGUAGCAUCCAUGAAUGCCAACAAUGUAGCAUCCACGAAUGCUAAUACUAAUUCUCUUAGGAAAUACCAUUCGUAAAAAAAUUUCAUAACCUGAAAAAAAAAGUUGGAAAAGAUUUCAAAAUAAAAAAUACAAAAGAAAUUUUCUUCUUAAAUGAAGAGAAAACGAAAGUCAAGGAGCUUAGGUAUUUAUCUUAUCACAAUUGUAAAUCCUACUGUUGCACAGUAAAAAUUUGUUCAUUUUUCAAUUUAUACGCUGCCAAUAUAUCAUUCUUUAAAUUAUUGAAAUUAUUUGAAGACGGUAUAUUUAAUUUCUGAUUGUUAAGAAAUCUUUAUCAGUGUUUAAAUUUACAUAUUUUAAUAUAAUGUACAGGCCAAUAUAUGCUUGCAUUUUCAUCAAAAUUCUAAAAAAAUAUUUUUAUUUCUCUAAUUCUCUUUCAGACCAGGGAUGACUAUAAUUUUGAAAAUCCAAAAGAAGAAAAGAAAUAAGCAGCAUAGGAGGGAAUUUCCCUUCUACAGAAAGGAAUUUCCCUCCUUUUGUAAUAAUUUUUAUUCAGGAACUUUCCCGAUUAUAUCUGUGAAUAAUAAUAAAUAGUUUUGUUCUUUUUAAAUAUGUUCCGUUGUUAAAUAUGUAAUAGUUUUGUUGUUUUUAAAUAUGUUCCGCUGUUUGUUUGUUUCUUUUCAUAUUUUAAAAUAUGAAAUUUCAAAAUGAAAGAAAAAAACAAAUUUUCUAUUUAGACAUUUAUAUUGAUAGAAUGGAAAAAACUUUAAAUUGUUGUUUUCUUUCAAAUUAUAUGACCAACAUUCCUUCAUAUUCUGCAUGUUAGUUUUAUUCAAUCUUCAUAGUUGCAUAUCACUAUAAAUUUAGGGUUUAUUUUUGGCUGUUUGAGAUGUUGAUAGAAUGGAAAAAACAAAAACAUUACCUGCCUGUUUAUGCAAGCCCUUGUGCCAUCAGAGGUAAAAGGCCCACCAAUUUCAGAAUAUCUUGCAGGCAUUUUGAACACAAAAUUUUCUGCAGACUUUGACCUUGAAAAAAGGAAAGAAGUUCUUAGUAAGUACAAGGUCCCAAAAAUCAACACACCAUUGUUUGUAUCCAAGGUCAACCCAGAAAUUUGGGGAAAAUAGAGCCCUUACGUAAGAAGAAACAAGAUAAAGUACAAUCCAAGAUACCACCCUUCUUAGAUUAACAGGUGCCUAUUCUUCUUCAAUGGAAGAUUCGGUGAAGGCAUGCGAGGAAAAUAAAACCCCUGUCUAUAAAUCAAUAAUAUCCAAGUUUUUCGAUACAAUUGCAAUUUUGGGUCAUGUUAACAAAGAGCUCUCGUGCAAACAAAGAGAGGCUUUGCAGUCAAAUUUAAGUGAGGAGUUUAAGGAGGCUUGCUCAUGCAGUCUGAAACCAGGCAAAUUUGUCUUUGGCAAUAACCUACCGGAAACAUUGAAAACCCUUCAAGCAACAUAUCUAAUUGUUAGUGCAGCAACUAAAACCAACCACCCACAGCAAAAUUUUAGAAUGAACAAAAAUUUCAGUUGAGGCCUUUUUUAGGGCAGAGAGGCCUUACAGUCAACAAAAAAACUCCAAAACCCAACAAAAGUUUACAAGGAAGAGAUUCACAAAGAAUUAGAAAAUGUCAAAAAACAGGUAAUUGCUUUUCAACUUGUCAAAGACAAUGUAAUAACUUAUCUUAGUUCCAAGGUGAAAGAUUUUCAUGCAGGUCAACUUUCUGAGCAUUUGUCUAAUUGGAAAUCUAUCACUUCAGAUCAAAGCAUUUUAGAAUCAAUAUCCGGGGGAAAAAUUGAAUUUGUCAUUGCUAUUCCAUUACAAACUUAUCCAUCUAAUUCUGUCUCAAAAGAACAUAAGGAUGAGGUUGAACUUGAAAUCAAAUAGUUACUACAGAAAGGGGUAAUUGUCAAGAGUGAGCAUGAUUUUGGUGACGGUAUUUCCCCAGGGCUGUCAAGUUUUGAAAAAUGAGACUAGGUACAAACACGCGUACGCUUACAAAUGAUAAAGAAGAAGCCUAAAUGUUGCAAAACAUGUAUUAUUGACUUCUGUAGCAUGGGCUGUUUGUCUACCAUCUAAGUGCAAAAUUAAUACGUUAUCCAAGAAUAAAACCACAACAAAACAAAUUUGAACUGUUUCAUAAUAAAUCUUGAGUAUAUAUUGAAUUUAUCUUUGACAAAAAAUGAAAGUUUCUCAGUUUAUUAAUGUUUUUUUAAAUGUUCUUUGUUGCACUCCCAGCUGACCUCUUUACUUCGCUUAAGAACUUGAUCUGAGGGAUUGUAUUUAUAGCAUGGUUCUCCUGUUAAGCUGAAAGGCAAUGAUGCUAGACAAGGUGCCAUCUAGAGACAAGCUUGCUCUCUGAGGAGUCACAUUUUUUCUCACUCUGGAAAGUAAUGACUCAUUUUCUGCAUUGUUUGCAGUUAAGUCAGGACAACUUUUGCCAACUUGAAUAAUUGACCAAACUUAGGCUUUUGUGUCCCAGGAACUUUUAAUUCAUUUAGAUGGUACCAGAGAACAUCAAUUCUGUAUCUAACAGCUUCCCCUUGUUUGGCCAGCUCUUAUUGCUGCUUGUUCUCUAACAUGGCAUUGUCUCUGUUUUAAAACUGGUUACUCCAGGGUGUUGGAUGGCUUCUGUGGACUUAUGUGCAUAUUACAGUGUUAAACUUCACCCAAGUCAUCAAAAAUCCUUCAACUUUAGAUACAAUGAUGAGUUGUGUAAGUAUACAGUAUAUCCAAAUGGCUUAGCAAGCUGUCCAUGCAAAUUUACGAAAAUAAUUAAGCCAGUUAUUUCAAAAUUGCAUGUUGUAUAAUUAUAACUUCUUUUUGAAGGAAUCUCUAGGAUACAGUUUUGAUAAGAUCCUUGGAUGCAUUGGUAUACAAGAAUUAGACCAUGAACAUAAGGUCAUGUCAAGAAGAGGUCUCCAUUUAUUAAAUAUGUAAUGGCAGUAAAGAAAGCUUGGUUGUCAAAAUUUUUUAUUUCCUUGGUUAUUAUGAUCGACAAAGGCUUUCCCUAACUUGCAAAGGAUUUGAAACUAAUGUUUUGAAUCAUUUUAAGUCUGAAAAUGUUUGGGAAGGAUUAUUAAAGCACCAUUACUUGGUUGAUAGGAAAUUGAAUGGGAAAUCCUUUAAAGAGCCUUUCAGAGCAAUGAACAUGUACUGUUCUAAUGUAAAGGGAGCUUACAAUUGUGAUCUUGAUCCUCAAAGAAUUACAAUGCAAUUAAGCCAUGAACUUUCUUCCAAUGACAUUAAAAACAGUGAUCUCUGCCAGCUUCUAAAACUAUUUGGUGAGAAUAGAAAGCCAAGUGCUCUAGAAGUUCUUAUUUAUUUUGCUGCAAAAAAUAUUAAUACCAUCUUCACUGAGUGCCUUAACUCAAGAAAACCUUCCAGGGCCAGACAUUUUCUGUGUCUGACCUUAGGGUGGGAACUGAAGUGCUUAGCACACCGUUUAUUCUUCUACUUAUUAACCUUGUUAUUGCUAAUAAUGGUAACCUUCAAUUAGAUAGAUGGAAAGAUAAGCAAAGUCUUUUCAAAUUGCUUGCCAUCAUGGGUAUCAGAGAAAAACUUUUUGAGCCAAGAGCAAUAAAUAAAACCUAAAAGGUUAUUUCAAAUUAAGUUUCACUCACAUGUAGCGAGAACCUUAUGACUGUUUUAGAUAGAACCAGUCUUUCAUUUUCCUAUGCUUCAGACAUUAAAAAUCAGCAAGUUAGCUAUGAUACUGUGGAACAAAGUUGGAAUACGGGCAGCUUUACAAAGCACUGAGUCAAAUAUGCAUUGGAUCGAGUGUGACAAUUUGGAAACCAUGUUGAAGUCCACCUCCAUAUACAAUGCCAACAUUGACCCAUUUUCUAACAUCACAGCUUAAAUAUAUAAAUGGUGCUUAUACAGUAGUGGGUCCAUACAAAAGAAAGGCAAGUCAUUUUAUUGAAAAAUCUUGUUUCCACUUAACUGAUGAUGACAAGGCCAAGGAAGCAUUUUUUCUCAACAAAUGCAUGCAAAAAGUUGUACAGCUGCACAGUUAUAUUUCUUAUGAUGAAUUGGUGAGGGUCUAUGCCCAAUAAGCUGCAGAAAAUAAUGAAAAAUCAAGCAGCUCCCUCACUUUGGUGACAAGAAACCUUCAGAAAGAUUUUUAGACAGUGUUGAUGUUUUAGAUGAGGGAACAACUGUUUUUCUAAGGAUGGAAAAACUAUGCUCCUCAGAUGCUUGUGGUGUUAAAAUACUUCUUGAUUUAACAUCUAAUGAAUAUGGGCUAAAUGAACUGUCCUAUAUCCCUAGUGUGGCUGGUAAUCCUUUCUGCAUAAAAGCUUUUCAACAAGCUUUUUCAAAAGGUUGAUCCCACAUUAAAUGUCAUGCUCCCUCAACCAUACUUUGUUCUCUGGGGAUUUGUUGAGUUCACAAAUCCUGGCAGCAUAAAAUUGCAAAGUGUUGUAGCAGAUCCACAGAAAGUGCUACAUAACAUAAUUGAAAAUUCAAGAAUGAUAGAGAGGGGAUAUUCCAUGGCAUGAAAGUCUUAGAAUCUCUUGCUCGAAGUGCAAGCAGCGAUCAUAUUACUGUCAUAUUUAGAAUACUACCACCAAUACUCGUAUCGAAAUAUCCAAGGCUAACAUGCAUCAUCAACUCCUUUGAAAUCAAAAUCGAAAACCACAAGCAACAUAAAGUCAGAACACAAUGCUAUUCAAGCUAUAAGAAGACCACAACAGUGAAAUUUCUCAUUGCAUGUCAUCUAAUAGGAAGUGUCGAGAAUCUGGAUAGUAUCUAGUACUGCUAAAUUUUUCAUAUGAUGUAGCAAUCAAAAGAAGGUCAUCAAUAUUAGCACAUAUUAAAUGACACUUCAUCUCAAUGUGGAUUCUUUCUCUUUCUCUCUCGAUGUGGAUAGAAGUGGCUUUAAGAGUUCAGUGAAUUUUCUUGGACAAAAACAAAGUCCAUUGGAGUAGACCUGGUACUUCAAGAGUUUAUCAUGAUAAAUGAAUUUUAGGUACUUUUGAGACAUAAUUUAUCUUUACACUAUAGUAUGCAUCUUUCAAGUCAAUUGAUGCCAUCCAGCAGUCUUUUGUCAUUGAUGAUUAAUUAGUCCAAUACACACUUAAUAGUGUCCAUUUGACAUUAAUGUAUUCAAUGUGUUUAUUUAACUGCUUUAAAUUAAAUGAGUGUCACUUUAUUGGGACUGAAAAUAUGGGAGAAACCAUUUUCCUGAGUGCAUUCUUUAAUCACACCCUUUUUCUGGAUGUUUUCUAUUUCUAGGUGAAUAAGAGCAGUAUGUUCCUUUGCAAUUGAAUUUGUUGGUACUGUUUGUAACUUUUGUGUUUGUGUAAUAAAUUCGAUUUUUUCACCUAUAACUGUUUGCAGUAUUGUUUGAUCUGUUGUUAAGGUCUUCCAUCGUGCUAAAUGGUGUGUAAUUUGUCCACCAACAAAUGAGGCAACUUUGUACUGCAAAUAUGAUUUUAUGUGUUUUUCGAAUAAACACACAAAAUUAUGUACCUGGGACCUUUUUGUCAGAACUCCUUGUUUUAAUGCUUGUAUGUUCCCAUUUGCUGUUUCUUGUUGAAGCCUGUAUUCUGCUUCUGAAAAAAGGACUGGGUCUGAGAUCGGUUUUGAAACUGUUGGGAAGAUACCCUUCUCUUGCUAGAUAAAAAAGGGUUGUUUCUCUGAUUUUGUUUGUAUGAUGAAUAUCUAGGUUUAAACUGAGAAUCACGAGCCAUAAUUUUACCAUCAAAUUUGGAAUGGGCCAUGAUUUUUGUUAAAUCAUAGGCAAACAAGAGUUGUUGUGGCUUAUUAGAACGGGCAUAAGCAGGCUUCAAAUCAUUGCUUAGCAGUGGUUUUAAGGAGUCUCUGCGUUCAUAAGACAGCUCAGUAUUAACAUGACCCAAUAGGGCUAUAGAAUCAAAAAGGCAUGUGGCGAUUACUUUGCCGUCAGGAGAUCUCUGGCUAUCUCUGCAUUUUAAAAGCUCAUCAACUGUAAUUGAAAGGGCAUUUGUCACUCUGACAAUGUUAUCUUGCAGAAUGGACAUACACAAGUCGUGUUGCCUGUGAAAACCCUUGAUUUUUUACCACAUUUGCUGAUUUGUUUUGGCAACAAAGACUGCUCAUUUAUUUAUAUUUUUCAGAAAUCUCCUUUCGCUUUACAAGUCUCAGUUCUGAGGCAAAUUUUUCAUUAACAAUUUUUUAGAUUUUGUCAGAAAUUGCUGGCCCUUGAAUAUCGAUAGAUGAAAGUAAGAGCUCAACUGAUUCUAAAAAUUGAUCAGUAUCAUCACCAGGGUAUUUUCCACCUUCAAAGUCUUCUCCCCCAAAGAAACUCAUUUCAUCUUGUUCACCAGUCCUAUUACUGGGUUUAGGGGUAGCAAUUUCCCUCUUGGAGAUUGUAAAUCUGAAGCUGGUUAUUGUGCUCACUGCCAAUAUAUUAUUUUUACCUACAGGCCCUGUCUUGAGCAGUUUGGGGCUCAUGAGAGAAAAUUCCUUGUUCACGAGAGCAAAUUGAUGGAACUUUUUGCAUUGUGCACCUUCUGCUUGUCACCUGGAUGAAAAGCAACAAUCACAUCUAUCAUUGGAGCCAUGGUCAUUAUAAGUCAGAUGUGUGACAAAUGUGGUGAAACCAGAAUAUGGUGUAAUUCACCCUACAUUGAAGCUGUACCUUCUUGUAAUUUGUUACUGUCUGGUGCUAUACUCUUUUCUGGUGGGCUUCCUGGAAAAAUUCUGAAAUUUCUCAGAUUUUUUGGUGCAGUGACAUACAGUCAUAGAACCUACUUCAGGCUCCAGAAAGCAUAUCUUUGCCCAGCAGUGCAGAGUAUUUGGCAAAAUGAGAUUGCAGCUAUCCAGCAAGAAAUUCGUAAAAACCAGCAUUACACUGUUAUAGGAGGUGAUGCGUGUUGUGAUUCAAUGGGUCACUCUGCUAAAUAUGGUAGCUACACUUUUGUGGAGCUUGGCCUGAACAAAGUCUUGGAUCUUGAACUUGUCCAGUCCAAUGAAGUUGGUAGUAGUUAUCAUAUGGAGCAAGAAGGGCUUAAAAGGAUCAUGAAUCGCAUGAAAGAAAAUUCUAUCAAUAUCUCCGCCAUUGUAACAGAUGGUUAUUGUAAUUGUAAUCAAUCCAAAAGUGGCUUAGGGAGAAUAGUAAAGAUACAAAGCAUUUCUUGGAUGUGUGGCAUGUUGCAAGAGGUCUUGCAAAAAAGAUGGAUGCUUUGGGAAAAAGACCCAAUUGCUCUCUUGUAAAUAGAUGGAGCAGAAGUAUAAUCAACCACCUCUAUUGGUGCGCAGUUAGCUCUGGGGAUAAUGGUGACUUGAUGCUUGCAAAAUGGAACUCUGUAGCAAAUCAUAUCUGUAAUAUUCAUGAAGGACAUUCAGAUUUAUACCCAAAAUGUAGUCAUAAAUCGUUGGAUGAUGAUCCAAGGGAAUGGUUUGAAGCUGGUAAGUCCAUUGGUGGUUGCAAAUUUGUGCACUAAAUUUGUGAAAUUUACUCCUGAAUUUUUAUUUUAAAUCUCUACUUCUAGAAAGUAAAUUCUAUGACAUCUGGUAGGUAUAUUUCUUGUUUCCAGGCAUGUGCAUUACAUUUCUGAUAUGGGUAAUUCCAUGUCAAAUUUUAUAUAGAAGUCAUGAAUUGUCACCCACCCUCUCAGAUUUUGAUGAAUUCUACAAUAUUGAUUCAGUCCCAGGAGAAACCACCUCACCCAAAAUUUCAGCACAAUAGGUUAAAGCGUUCCGGAGAUACUGCCAGUCAAAAGUUGGCUCAUUUUAGGGCGUGGUCCGCCCAAAAUUUGUGCCAGCGAUAAAUAAUAACAUUCAAAGUCCUGUGAAAGUUUUUUUUAUCACAAUAUUUACAUCAAAUUAUCAACACAGUACAUUCUGAUAGUGCAGAUUUCAAAUAUGACCACCAAAACAUCAACAAAGCAAAGCUAGUUACUCAAAAAAUAGGUUAAAAGUUUAUAUUAGACUUCUUAGAUUUUGUGACUAGCCAAUUUGAAUGUCAUUUUUUGCAAAGUCUGCAAAAUUUUUAAGAAUUGAAAAUAGUACCAGCUGAAAGCUCUUGAAUUGGGCUUUUUAACCAUAUAAAUAUUAUCAUUUGUAUAUUCAGCAUUACUGAGAUUAUUUGAGUUAUAUAAGAGUAAUAAAAUUUGCGAAACUUGCCUCACAACCAUUCUGUAUGCCAAAUGGCUGGCAAAAUAUUUGUCAAAACAUAUAGUAUUUCUUUUAAAAAACAUAUAGAAGUAGAUGCCUAAGAUGAAAACUAUUACUCAUUUACUUCAAGAUACCAUUUCUUAUGUUAAAAAACUUCUGGAAUGUUUUGUUAAUGUUGUUUAAAUCAGCAUGUUUUAUGCUGUAUGUCCUUCCAGUUGCUGUUACUGGAGCAUCAAUCUUCACCACCAAGAAAUCAUUUUCUGGAAUGCAACAAACAUCAGCUUUAGCUGGCCAUACAAAGGUCUGUGCUGGGCCUGAGGGAUGAAAAAAGUUUACUUUUGCAUCUCUUUCUUCUUUGUUUAUCACUUCAACCAUGCCAAUCCACCACUUGUCAUCAUAAACGCAUGCCACAAAAUCAUUCUCUUGAACAUCCUUUAAGGUUAGAGCUUUGUAUAUUUCUCCUUUGAAAUUGUGGGUUCCUGAAAAACUGUCAUCUUCUGAUGUACGCUUGUAAGCAAUCUCAUAGGGACCAAUUGGUUCAAAGUAAUGGAAGCUUCUUGUUCCUGGUACUGUUGAUCCCCAGGCAAAACAGUCUUCCAAGCCCUCUCUGACUGACAUCAUUACCUCAUUUGUUAUAAAAAUGAAACUGAUGUUAUUUAUAUUUUCACUGCAAGAGAGAAACAUAUCCUUUGCAGUUAAAAUCUGUUGUGAAAUUGGUCUUUGUAAACUUGCCCUAGCUGUCAGUCUAUUAACUGCUCCUCCGAUGCCAUCGCAUGGGGACUUGCCAUGGCUUGAUGCAAAGAAUGUCCCGUUUGCAGAUUACAUAAAAUCUUGCUGAUGGAGUGUCAAGUUCAAGAAAUUUUUGUAGUUCUUGUAUUGGGAAGCACAACCAUCAGAAAAAUAUUCUAGUUUGCAUAUUUUUGGCAAUUUAGUUUUGAUGACCUGUGUUAAUUCUUUUUGAAUCUGAUAUACCAAGCUGGUGUCAUGUUCCAGAUCAUCUGAUAAAAUACAGAAGGAGUUCUGCAUCAGUGUCUCAUCUUCUUUGAAAUAUACAACAAGUGGGUGCAAGGUACAGCCUCACAGAUUGGGUUACAGUGCAAAUAGUGAUGCAGUCAAUGAUUGGGUGAACACAGCCCAUGUUCAUGCUAAACUCAAAGAAAAGUUGAAUGAGAAAAUAAAAUUAUCAACAUCCUGCGUCCACAAGGAGACUACUCCAGGGGCAAAGAAAGUGAGCAAUUCAAAUAUUCAAUUACUUUAUACAAAACUGGUUCAUUAUGGCAAAGAUCCCUUUGAUGGAAACACAAGGGUUAUCACAACAGGAAAAGAAACAGAUGAAACCAUAUUUAAUGAUGUUUCCAAAGCUGCAGAGGUAGCAAACCCAGCGAGGUAGCAAAUGCUGACAUCCAGAACAUCAUCUCUCUAUCGAUUGUUCAUGGAACUCACCCGGGGAAGAUUUUAUAGUUUUUUGAAAGGCUGGUAACUAGCAUUCAAACCCUGCAAACAAUGGGAAAACUUAAGAUUAUGAAUUGAUAUGCAAGAGCAAUGCUGGACAAGCUACCUGGGAUUGGAGCAGACCUGGUUAGAACAGACGAUGCCUGGCAGGAAUGGGGAUUCACUCAGCUGGUAGAGGCAUUGGGAAAAUGGUGCGAAAGGAACCCAUUUCACUCAGAUGAACAGAGCAAGCAGCAAGAAACUCAUAGCCGUGAUAGAGUUUUUCAAUCAGAUGACAAAAUGGGAAGGCCACGAGGUUGCGUCUAUUGCCAUUAGCCAGGACAUAAAUCAGCAGAAUGCGACAAAAUCAAGAGUUUGGCGGAGAGGAAGAGACUGCUCAGUGAUGAGAAGCUGUGUUUCAAUUGUAUAGGUGGCAAGCAUCGUGCCGCAGAAUGCUGUAGCAAGAUUAGAUGCCAAAGGUGCAUUGGUAAACAUCGCACAUCCAUUUGUGACCAAGAGCAUCAACAAAUUCUUAGCUAGAUCUUUCUGUAGCAAGAGUAUAUAAAUAGACAAGCAUUAUAGAAAUUAUUUUCAACAAACCAAUCAGAGGAUCAACAAGCAUAGUAGUGAGCGUAUCAAUUAGCAAGAGUUAAGUAAUCUAUCAUAGCGAAUUAAUCACAAAGGGAUUGAUUCUGUGAGUUCAUUCCUGUGAGAGUUUAUUGUAGUGGAGAACUAGAACAAAUUCCCGACAAAGUGGAUUGUCUCUUAAUCCAGCCAACCCAUCCCUGGAAUGUCUCUUUGUGCAGACGCCAAUAAAAUGAAGUAGCAAUUUGGACCUAACCAGUCUACCCAAUUGGAUCGGAGCAGGUUCCAUACCUGGUAAAUGUCUGCAGUUAAACGGUCUCAGCAGUGUAAGGUCGAUAAACUGCCCCUGCUUGAUUUUUUCCACCAGAUUGCCAGGGACAGGAGGUGAGGCUGACGAAACUGCAAUGGGGGCAGGCUGAGUUGGGGUAGAAUUAUCAUGGUCUUCCAGAUUAUCAUGGCUAGUCCCAGCUUCAGGGCAUAACUUUCUUGAGGGGCCCAUAGCCAAUACAGCCCCCAGUGACCCGGGCUGAAAGGCCAAAAUGGCCCCCAAAAUUCUGUUAAGCGAAGUUUCAACAUUUGAGAACCGCUUCAUGGCCUCCAUCCUUGUCAUUGUCUCUGGGGGGUACUACGGCAUCUGUCACACCCGUCACUUCUGAUGGCACUUGUGAAUACGAAUGAUCCAUAAUAAUGUAUGCACUCAUAACUACGUCUAUCAAUACCAACAAAUGAAAAAUCAGUCCACCUUGAGAGGUUAACAAAAAUGCUGACUGUUUUGACAUUGUCAAGUCUGAAUUUGUCCACAUGCUUCAGGUAAGCCUAUUUUAUGGUUUCCAUAAAAUCUUAAGAGUCAGGAAUGUGUUGCCGUGCCCUUUUUCCAUAUUCCAUAACGAUCAAAGAAAAAAUAUUCCCAUUGAUUGGGGACAAGUUGAAACUUUUAGGCAUCAUUCGUUCUUCAAUGAGUAGUUUGUCUACUGCAUUUCACAGGAUAUUGGUCCAAAACACAUCCCAUGUGACUUAAGACGUUGUGGAGAUUAUUGCACCUUGAAAAAAGUCAUAUCUCAGACCGCUAUCCAAUACCACACAUACUUAUCUUUGCAAGGCAAUGUUUUGCUGAAAAUUGAUUUGGUAAAAGCAAAAAAUCAAAUUCCAGUUGAGCCAUCAGAUAUUCAAAUAAUUGCCAUCACAAUGCUGCCCUGACUUUUCAGUGCUUUAUGGAUGAUGUGCUACAAAUUCUUUAUUUAUGUCGCCUAUAUUGGCGAUGUUCUAAUUGUAAGUACUACAUAUGAGAAGCAUUGGCAUCAUAGAUAUUAAUUCUAUCCAUCACCCAACCUGCCAAUGCAAAACAAAAUGGCGAAGAACUUUGCAGAUCAGGGUUUCAACCACUUUACAGUUUUGUGACUUUCCACUUUUACAACUAAACGAUUAACUAAAACACCUCUAUAGACAAUCCUUGGCCAUAUGUUCUGAAAAAAUUUGUAAAGUAAAUCACAAAAAUCUAAUGACAUCUAUUAUAGAAGACAAUGCUUGCUUUAAAGAAUUUGAGAGAGAAAGCCAAAGUUUUGAAGUGUCUUGACUUUUAGAAUUAAGAUACAUGAGAGAAAGAAGCUGAGAAUCCUGAAAGUACACAGAAAAGGUUGCCUACAAUUAUAUGACAAUUGGAAAACCCAAUGUGGAUAAAAAAAAGUUGCACAUUCUUAGAGACGAUCAUUACCACUAGAAAACCAAAUCAAUGGGGUUAGAAUUUUUUGAUACUGAACCUUUUUGGCCAGUUUUUCCCAAGAUCAAAGAAGGUAAAAUGAAGAAGACAUACAUUGCUUUAUUAAAGGGGCAGUACCACUGGGACAACCAAGUUAAAACUGGUGCAAAAAUUGAGUAGAUUUAGCUUUUUAAAUUCCUUCAGGAAAUUGUGUAUUUAAGGAGAUACUGCUAGACAUGAGAACUCAGAAAAUGUAAAAACAUUUAAUGCUGCAGCUAGGUCAGGUCAUCACAAUAGGUCAGGUCACAACCACAGGUAAGGUCACCACCACAGGUCAGUUCACCACUGCAGUUUAGGUCAGCACCACACGUCAGGUCACCACCACAGGUCAGGCCCCCCCCCGCACAGGUAAGGUCACCACCACAGAUCAGGUCAUCACUACAGGUCAGGUCACCACAACAUGUCAAGUCACCACCAUUGGUCAGGUCAGGUCACCACCAUUGGUCAGGUCAUCACAACAGGUCAGGGCACCGCCAAAGGUCAUGCACUACUUUGUAAUACUACCACCAGAAACAAACACAAUAAUUGAGGUAUGGAAAGGCAUCAGAGAUAAUAAUGUUGUGGGGAAGUAUGUUAUCUCGUUGUUUAUAAUAAUGUAUUUCUAUUUGCUUUCCAAGCUUGCGAUUUUUUAGCCUUAUUCAAUUAUAUUAGCUAUAGUCCAUUCCAGUCCUGUUUGUUCAUUAUAAAUUAAGUUACAUGAAGUCCCUCCUAACAUUCCUUGGUGCUCAUAAUUGGCGGGAAAUGUCACUGCGCACAUUGUUCGCGCUUAGACCUUACAUAUUUGCAAGCAAAUUCAGACCUUAUAUAUUUGCAAACAAAUUCAGAACUUAGAUAUCUGAAAUUUCCGACAACAAUUUAUAAAUACCAAGUGGACAUGCAUUAAGUUAGAGGAAAUAACGUUGAUAUGAAUUGUACAACAGAUUUAUAAUAGAUUUAAACAAUAUAUUUACAAUGACAUCAUAUAUUUUGUAUAAUAGACUUUUGUCCCAUAUGGCGGGGCAUACACCAAUGCACUUUCUUGUCCAUCCAAGUUGAUGAAACAACAAAUUAGCAGCUAAGUGUCAUUGAACGUCUUGCUGGAAAUGGAGAAAUUGUUGAAAGGUUAUUGGAAUUUGUUAAUGUGAGUCAGGAUAGGUGAACACCAGCAAUAACUGAUGUUGUGAAGAACAUCUUAAGUAAAUAUGGAAAGUUUCUGAAGGAAAAAGCUAUUAUGCAAAUAGAUGUUGGUCGACUGUCAUGCCUGGGCACAAUGGUUGUGGCCAAACUCUUUAUUGUCAGGACUAGCCUUUAGCUAACUUUUUUAGCAUACUUCUCUCAAAGUACCUUUUACCAUCAUAAGUGCUUUCAGUAACUCUUCAAGGUUUAGCUCCAAUAGAAAAACUGCCUUACCACAAAAAGCAUUGAUAUUUCAAGCCAAGGGAGAGACAAUGCAAUGAAAGACCACAGAAGUUAUUUAGAGAGGUAUGAAAGGCUUCUUACUGCUUUGGAGGAGAUAUUUGAGGAGCCUUGAAGCUGGAAUGACAGUACCUUGAUGCAAGCAAAUGGUCUGUUACAGUACCUUAGUAGCUUUAAAUUUUGUUGUAUGUUAUGCUUGUUUGAUAAGAUUCUUAAGCAUUCAUUUAUAUUAUUUAGCAUCCUGCAAAACAUAUCAAGUGAUUUCUCUAUUGGUGUUGGCAAGAUUAAGAUUUUGCAUAUUUUUUGUCUAAGUUUUGCAGAAUUCUCAAAGAUGUUGGAUUUGGUGAUUUCUAUGAAUUAACAGUUUAUGUGGUUGGAUUACCUCGUUCAAGUUUUCAACAAUAAGCCAGAGAUCAUUGACAGUAAAGUUUUGAAUUUCUUUAUUGGGUAAACCUAGUGUUUGAAGAAGAGUGUUCCAGAUAGCAAGCUGGUGUUUUUGCAAGAUAUAUAUGGACUUCUCUUUGAUAUGUUUGCUCUAGAGAGCCAGCUACUUUUUAACUAUAAGGAUACAGAUUUUCACAAAGUAAGUCCCACAGAGGUAUAUAUAUUAUUACAAUCUUCAUCGAAGCCUGCCUGAAGCUGUCAGACGUCUGAAGCUUUAUGCUGUCAUCGCUUCUGUAAAAAGAUCAUUUUCUUGUCUAAGGAGAGUCAGGAUAUUCCUUUGCAGCAAAAUGAGUCCAGAUUGUCUUUCAUCUCUGUGUAGAAUUUCAUUUCACAAAGACAUUCUUAAGGAAAAGGAAAAUUAAUGGCAACUCCACAAUUUGAUAGUUUAAAUAAUUAGCCAAAAACGGAGGAGGCAAGGAGAAGCACAAGUUUUCGUUCCAAUCUCCCAGUGUUAUAUUUAUAUAUAUAUUCAUUUAUAUAUUAUAUUAAUUAUCAUAUUGCUGUCUAGAGUGCUCAACUUGUCGGAGCGAUUAGAUAGACUAAAAUAAACAGACUAUUGUGACACAACUCCGAGUUUCAUGUGUAGACAAUCAUCAGGUGUCUAAAAGAACACAAAUUAACGGCAAGCAAGAUACAAAGGUAAAAACGAAUAAUCGAACAAAAUCAAACAAAGUUAAUUGUGUAGAGUGAUAAAUCAUAGCAACUACAUUCUAAGAUCGAAAGUUGCUAAUCAAAAAUUUGUUCUGGUGGCUUAUAACUUCUGUUCUAUUAUUAAGUAUUUUAUUGUCCCCUAAAGAUUGAAUUAUAUAAAAUGUUUCUGUCAGGCAUAAUUUACAAAAGUUGCUUCUAGCUGUGCUCUUUAUUCUCUUGACAAUUCUCCAUUUAAUGGUUGGUAUCUUUCCUUGUUCCUUCAAUUUCCAAAUAUAUUUUGAAAGUUCAGUACUCUUUUUAUAUCUUUCGUGUUUAAAAUCUUUGUUAUGGUUAGCAUAUCGUAGUUUGAAUGUAUCUUCGGUAAGGCCAAUAUAUUUUUUUGAUUCAUCAUCUUUAUUGUUGCUAACUGUUGCUUCAUAUAUGAGGUUGGGUGUUAAACAUUCAUUUCCUAAUGGGCAGUCGUCUUUGUUUUUGCAGUUACAUCCAUGUUCUUCCUUGCUUUUUGGGUUUAAAACAGAAUUGUUGUAUGAGGAUAUUAUGGAACCUAUAUUUUUCAUACAGCUGUAACUAACUUUGAUAAUGUUUUUGUUAAAAAUUUUGGCCAGUUUUUCAUCAUCAGCCAAAUGUUUCUUUACAAGCUUCAAGAAGAUUUUGCCCAUGUUGGUUUUAACAUUCCUCGAGUAGGGUUGAUUAAACCAAAUAAUUUUCCGUUUGCGUUUCUUGUUAUCUUCAUUUUUCCUUUUCUUUGUAUCUUUGGAGAUGUAUUUAAAAUUGUCGUUAAAUCCACUUUUUGUAAGAGCUUCUUCAUAUACGGUCAUUUCUCUUCUAUAAAUUUAUUCCGUUGAUGAUAAUUCUGAAAUCUGUUUGUUGAUGCCUUUAGUUAGUUCUUUUAAUACUGUCGGCGGGUGAUUAGAUUGUUUGUUGAUGUAGACAGGAUUGUUAUUUGGUUUUCAAUAUGGUUGAAUAGUAUUGUUUUGAAGGUCCAGGGGUAUAUCUAAAAAGUCUACUGUUUUGAGAUUUGUCUUCAUUGUAAUGGAUAGUCCACACUCUUUUAUUAUUUGGAUUACUCACAUUCCAUAAAGACAGCCCAGAAAGGCCAACAGACCACGAUAGCAGGGAGUUCCUCAAGACAAUCCUCUCUACAUCAAGUCUACAGGACAGGUUGUGAAAUACAGCACUUGAAGUAGGGGCUGCGCUCUUUACCACGGCAAUAUAGUAUAAAGUUGCAUAGACCCUGAUUAGCAACCUACCUGAUUACGCUAGUAAAAUUACGUUUUAUCCAAACGCUGAACCAACUUUCAAAUCUUCAAAAAGCCUUCUGGAUCUUGUUCCCCUUCUACACCAGCCUAUGUCCAUAUCUCCGCCAACCCAAUCUGUUUCAAGUCUAAUUGAAAUACUACAGUCCGAUGAGCCUUCAUGAUCUUCAAGGCCAAAAGAAUCACCAAAUUUUCUGAAUAUCUAUAUAUAUAUAUAUAUAUAUAUAUAUUAUGCGAAGCUCACUGCGCAUGCGCUGUUUGAGCACUCUGGCAGGGUCCCACAAUCAAUCCGUUAAACUGCCUUGUUGCUCUGACAGCAUAGCUCGGGUUGUGUCUCAGACAAGCUCUGUGCUGCACUGACGAGCCCACAAAGGGCGAAACAGUACUGUCUGCAGAUUGAGUAUUACGCUCCCUUACACUAGUUUGGUCGAGCACUCUAUGUCUGGGACUCUGUGGGGACCUGCUUCUAGCAUUAUGCGAAGCUCACUGCGCAUGCGCUGUUUGAGCACUCUGGCAGGGUCCCACAAUCAAUCCAUUAAACUGCCUUGUUGCUCUGACAGCAUAGCUCGGGUUGUGUCUCAGACAAGCUCUGUGCUGCACUGACGAGCCCACAAAGGGCGAAACAGUACUGUCUGCAGAUUGAGUAUUACGCUCCCUUACACUAGUUUGGUCGAGCACUCUAUGUCUGGGACUCUGUGGGGACCUGCUUCUAGCACUAUGCGAAGCUCACUGCGCAUGCGCUGUUUGAGCACUCUGGCAGGGUCCCACAAUCAAUCCGUUAAACUGCCUUGUUGCUCUGACAGCAUAGCUCGGGUUGUGUCUCAGACAAGCUCUGUGCUGCACUGACGAGCCCACAAAGGGCGAAACAGUACUGUCUGCAGAUUGAGUAUAUAUAUAUAUAUAUAUAUUAUGUGUGUUUAUAUAAAGAUGAUCAGUAAAAAAACAACUUGAUUGACGUUUCGCUAUAAGCUUCUUCAGAAUAACUAACACAUACAUAUGGAGCGUAAAAUAAGGAAUACGAAAGAAAAGAACAAAAGGUAGCACAUUUUACAAGCAAGAACAAUGAUAGCUAAUUUAACAACAUAAUGAUAGUUUCUAAGCCCAGCCAGAGGUGAGAAAAGAUGGAUAAAUACAAUAGAUAAAAGAACAAUAGAAGUGCGAUAGCAGAUGGUAUAGCAUGCAGAAAAGUCAAAGAAAAAGAAACGGUAAAUGCUGUCUGUCCCAAAAAAAUCAAGAAACUAGGUAAAUAAAUAUAAUAAAUAUAAAAUGCAAAGAAAAGAAAGAAAGUAGAUAGAAAACGUGGAAAAAGUCAACAGAAGUAACAAGGAGAAAAUAUAUUUAUAUAUAUAUAUAAAAUAUAUUUUUCAGCUUCUUGUCACAGAUCUAUUUUUCACGCAUCUGUCAUUGUAUUUUAUCUGUUGAAUAAUAUGUUCCUUCUACAUUAUUUGGUUCUAUUGUUGCCUCCUAUAUCUACUUCAUAACAGGCUAUGCUUGAAACAUUAUAUUAAAUUUCGUUUAAUUUUCUUAUUACAACUUUACUAUAAUUCCUUGUUUUGUUCUAUAACAUUGUACAGCAGACAAUCUAGUAAAUGUGAGGAAUAGUUUUGCCUUGUAACUCAUAAUGAAUCUGAACCAGCCAUGACAAGUAUGAAUAAGCUAAAUUAUCAAGAGUUCGAAUAUCACGAAAUUUUUUAGCAAUAAUGCUCUCUAAACAUCAUCUUAACACAUGCUCUCUAAACAUCGUGUGUCAAAACGCAUUCCUUUAUAGGUUGACCUCAUUGACAGGUAGCUGAUUGCAAAAAAGAUUGCAAAUGUUGCAGGUAUCAGAUUAUUCAACCAGAAUGCCGCUAAUAUGACAGGUAUGAUUGGAAACCAAACUCAAAAUUUGUAUUUCCAAGCAGAAAAAAUAAUGGAAAAAGUUUGAAAUUUGUUUUACCUUGCCUUGCAUACUCGAAUCUAUCACCAAGCACUGUGUGAUCUCUUUGGAAGAAAAUCUGGUUAGAAUGCAUUUAAACAGGCUAGGUUUAUGAAAAGUCCUUCAACCGAUUUAUCUUCUGCACAUUAUAUAAUUGAACAGCAUCAAAAUAACCUACGAAUUGCUAAAACAACGACUCAAUGAACAAAAACAAAAAGUCAUUGAAAUUAAAAAAUGAGUCUCUAGACAAAGAAAGGUUGAAGAGGUUGAAGGUUGUAAAAAAGGUUGAAGAUUGCUUCUCUUGCAAAGUUUGUUCUUUCAUUUGCAAGAAAAUAUUCUGUGAUUUUCUAUGAUCGUCAUGAAUAUUUCUGUUCCCUGAAUAAGUAUGUUCCUCUAUUGUUGUUCCUGACUAAAAACAUCACGUGAUUCGUUAAAAUAAGGUUUCCAAUGUUUAAGGCGUGGGGUGGAUCUAAAUACCUGUCUAUUGCGACCACUCUACAAGUUCGUCAAAUGUGGUUGUGUGCUCGACUGUGCGAAUAUUUCACAUCAUUCAUUGACUUCAUACCUGCUAAUUUAGUAGAAGUGUACAUUAUUGUAUGUAUAAUAUUUUACGUAUACAGGGGUUUCAUUUAAAUCUUCCUAUAAGUAGCAUGAGCAUAGCAAUUUAGCUUCAAAUAUUUAGUCCGUAGUAUACGCCUAGCACUGAGGUUUUCAAAAUUCCUAUAAAAAAGUUUUUGAAGAAUUCAAUUAUAUACUGGUAGAAUCAACCAGUUACUUGUAAGUGUGUCUAUCUUAAUAACAGAAAUGCAGCGUGUGACCAUUUUGCACAAUGAAUUUUUUCAGCCAUAAGUUUUAGUGGGACUUCGCCAAUCUUUGCAUUAUCUUAGCACUUGUUUCUUGUUGAUCGCUACAUUACAAGGCAGUUAUCAUGAUAAAUUGAUGCUGUUCUUACAGCAACUUCAUAAUCAACAUUAAUUUAAUACCUCAAUGGCAUACCUGUAGAUCUUUGAAUAGACAUGGGAGAAGAGAGAUAUGACCGAAUAUAUACUUUUGGGAGAAAAAUGAGCUGCCAGAAAAGAAAGUGGCAAUCAAAGAAAGGACAUUAGAAGAGAAGAGCAAGGAAGAAGUCUUUCAUCAGUGGUAGAAAAUUUGAUUAUUAUGACUUCAAUAGUUUCUUAAAGUUAUAGCAUAUCAUAACUCAGGUUUUGUCAAAUUUUCUCUGGUUUUCUUGCAUAAAUAUCAACCAAGAAAAGAAGAAAUGAUAAGGAUGAGGAAACAAAACAUUUGAAAGCAUUGUAGAGGGACUGCAAAUGCUAAAAAUUUUCCAUGUUUUGUGAAAGACUUUGUUGCCAGAUUGUUUUUCAGUUCGGUUCAUUCAGUUCAGUUUGUUUUUCAGUUCAUUUCAUUUUUAAAAAUCUAUACACACAAAUCUUUUGAAAUACAGCAACAGGUUACAAAAGAUGAAAGAUAUUACAUACAAUAAGAGAAAUAGAGAACAAG